Molecule: messenger RNA, 8507 nt
Organism: Aspergillus brunneoviolaceus CBS 621.78
Lineage: Eukaryota; Fungi; Ascomycota; Eurotiomycetes; Eurotiales; Aspergillaceae
Exons: 35
Coding region: 135-8402 (2755 amino acids)
Source: RefSeq, a predicted model, not a curated record
CCCGAAAACUCUGUCGUCAACCGCCUUCCUUCAUCACAUCUACGUCAAGGGCAGGCAUAUAAGAACUCGAUGGCUCCGCUCAUGCCAUCGAGAACCAUCAACGUACAGUCGGACAGUGUUAUCAGUGACUCACGAUGCCUCUCACGCAAGAAACAUUCGACUUUCUCUUUCACCAUGUCGUUCUACCCCCAAAGCUACCACAGGAGCAUGACGAAGAUGAAACAGAGAAUGGAGUGCCUCAAGAGAGGGAACUGCACGAGUAUGUUCUGGCAGUUCUCCAGGACUACCUCAGCAAGAGCCCGUCGGAAUCCAGAGCGGGGUUGAAUCUCACUCAUGGGAUGCUGCAGAACUGGCUGGAGAUCCAGAAACCAGCUGGGCCCUGCGAACAAGCUCUAGCGCAGAAGCUAUCCGACCUUCGACUCGAUGGCGCCAUCGCUGUCUAUAUUCGCGCCCAAAAUUGCGGUUGGAUAGGAUUCCAUGAUACAACGCAGAAAAAAGCAUCACCGCUUGCGAAGGAUGUGCUGUCUGCCCAAGGGAGCCUACUUCGCCGUUUCCCCGGACAGAGUGUGGCUAUACCCAGCGACAGGCUGAGCGAGGCGACGGACCUGACAAGGCUUUCCACUGAGGUUGUGGACGAGAUGAGUCCAACUUCUACGAAGGCCGGUAGAACGCUGCCAGAGGAGAGAGAUACUGCACAUCCUGGUCUGGUUACUGAGUCUUUCGGCGAACGAAACAAGUGGCCGUCAUUCGAGAAGCAUAUGCGUGAUGAGGUCAACUGGAAGAGUAGCAAGCUCCCCUGGCGACGAUCGCCUUAUUGGUUUGUCAUGCGCGUUGCCCUGCAGACGAUUCUUCGUCGCGCCUUCCCCGAGGACGAGGGGCAAUUGCAGUUCAAAAAUUUCAUGCUCUACCUCGUUGCAAGGCUCGGACUCCAGGCCACAAACAUGCGUCCAACCGUCUCUGCCGACCAACUGGAGAUAAUUCGCAUGAAGAUCGCUCGUCGGACCUGUAAGUUGCAGAGUGCCGCCUACGAGUUCGUUGCGAAGCAGGCUCACUCCACUGUGAGGGUAAUCCUGAAAGCCCUGCAAGAUAUACAGGCCACUAUCCGCAAGUCCGAUCGAGUCGUUGUACCACAAGCAUUUCAACACACCUCAAAAGACCUUCAAAUGUCUCUCAAAAACUGUUCGGAGUAUCUCCGAAAUGCGAUGACACGAGCGCCCAGCCAAGUACAAACAUCCCAGUUCAGUCGCACCUAUCCCGCUCGAGAACCGCGUAACGCACAUGGACUUCCUACAGUUCAGGAGGACAAUCUGCCCACCAUAUUCGAUUGCGAACGCUGGGUAGAAUAUGAGCUCGGUGGCUGGACGAAUAUCUUGACACCAUCAGAGAGUCUCAGCUCCGCCCUAGCCUCGCUGUUCGGAGACUAUUAUGGGCGUGCGCGUGCGAUCUACGCUGACAAUCCGGAAGCCGUGUCAAUAAUGGUACUGACCAUGCUGGAACUGUGGAUGGCGCUCGAUCAAAUGUGCGUCAGACUUUGCCCGCUUCUGGCAGACUACUCUCCAGAGAUACCGACGAAUUUCCUCGAGCCACUGCUCUUACCACAACGUUCGCAAAUGGAGAGGGCAUACAAAGUCGAGGACUACAUUCGAAAAAGACACAGAGAUGCAGGUCAAUACCCUAGUAUUCUCCAGGAUCCGAUGCCUCAAUGCUUUGGGGCGCGCUACUAUGAUGCUUCUCAAAAGCACCAGCAGCUGCGGUUACGGAUCGAAGAGCACGCUCGACGUCAGCUCGAGAAAAAAAGGGACGAAUGGUCGGAAAAGUCGGUGAAACACAGCAAUCUGCUUAGAGAAGCCGGGAGACUCGGGUGCGAAUUCUAUUGGUCCUACGAUGGUUAUCGAAGACACAGUAUCAGUUGCAAAAAAUGUUCACUGGAAAGGCAAGCCGCUGGUAUAACUAUCAACAUCCAUGAAUGGCCGCUCCCCGAGAAUGAAACUACUCUGAAAGCUGUGGUCUUCGAGAUAGACUGCCCUCGCUGGCUCGCCGCAUGGCGUGACAUAACGUGGAAAAUGACACAAGAUCUUGGUAGAUCCGGGUUCAGCGCAGGGGUAGCUGUGGAGGAAGAUAUUCUCCGAUACAGCGAAACACGACCCUUUAUCACAGGCUUGGGUCAACGCCUGACCAUGGGCUCUACUGCAAAGUCAUUUCUACGCACACACUACAACGGGAGAAGCUUUCCCGCGAGAUUUGACGAAGUAGCACUGCCAAACGGGCUUCGGUUCAAGCUGUUAGACAAAGAUUCGCGUAUCUGGAUCACCGACCAGACAGAGGCGUCUGCUGUGAAGCAUCUAUGCACUUUGCGCUUGAGGGAAGACGUCUAUUGCAAUCUUCAAUAUGCAUUGAAAUCGUCCAAUCAUUCCGAGAACAAGGUCUUGGCCGACCAACAGAUAUGUCACAGCGCCCUGAGUCUGCAUGAAUUUGUUGCCUUUGGUCGUCUCCGGGCAGGCGAGCGUGUGCAAUGGUACAGUAUAGUCCGUGAGCUUGCAUCGUGUAAUCUCUCCAUGGAUAGUCCGUCGGUAGGGCUUCUAUUUCGUCAGGCAGCGUGGGAGCUGGGCACCUGGAGUGCCAGUACAGACUUGAGAGAGGCUCACCGAGUUUUCAGUGACCGAGACUUCGGGAAUCGACUGUUGGAGACUCUAGAGCAUCAGCUUGGAUCGAUUGAAGGAAAUUGGAACAAGUUGAACCAUCUCCAGACCUUGGUCGUACUUGCGCUUCGAGCGCUAAGCCUCUCUGCUGAGGGUCAAACAUCGGAUCACGCGGCCAGCUUCUUACGUCGUUGCCGAAAGGUUGCGAUGACAUGGGCUGAAGAUCUCAACGAAAGCCUGGAUCUUCAAAUUGGCUCCAGGAUCCAGACGCAUCGGUCAUUACUUAGCCAGGUUGGACAAGUUUGCCAGCUGACCUACGCUCUGAAGCCACGACACCAGUGCCUAGUGCUGGAAACCCCAGAGGAUAUUUUCUAUCUCGCUCGCUCCUGCAUUCUCGUAUUUGAAAACACACCUUCAGGCGAACGAACUAAGUCUCAGGCGUGGAUUCAGACAGGGCGAAUCCUCCAUGAGGCUGAGGAGCGCAGCCGUACAUUGAUCACCCAAGACCCUUCGGGUCUCACCAAUGCAAUCCACAAAAGCGUGCCGAAGAUCACAAUUACCGACCCUUGGACGUUCGGCCUGGGAAGCUCAGCAAGAUGGGCCGUGAACUAUACCUGCACCGAUGGAGAGCAAAAGCAGCAGAAGGUGCAUUAUGAUCUCCUAACCGGAGAGCUCUUGGUUGACAAUAGCCCACCUGGUCGUCUUCCAGACGAGUACAGUAACACCUCGUUGUAUAGACACAUCUUCGGAUCGCGAGUCCUAAAAGUCCUUCCAUCCAGUCUGGUUGGCUUCAGGUUCAUGGCGGUCCGCAAAUUCGGUGACUUUCAGCCGGAGAGCUCAUUAUUCAGGCUGGGCAUUGGGGGGGCUCUUUAUCGCCUGAUCCCCCCCGGAAGGCUUGAAGGUGACUUUCCACAUAAGACGGUCCUGGAGUUUCGUCCUUUUGAUGAGGCCUGGCAGCCUCAGGAGAAUUACUGGGGCUUGUGCUUUUAUCGGGUGGAAACACGACUCUCGGUCAUGCAACGGGGCAAUGCUACCAUGGUUGACAUCCGCAGCCAGCUUUAUCACGAGCUGUCUCGAAUCCUGAGCACGCUUGACGAGCCGAAACACAUGGUUGUGUAUCUGGAUUCUGACCAGUCUAUUCAAAUCGAGAUGGUUAGAUUACGCCUACGAUUCUUCAUCAACGCAGAGGGUGCGCUGCAGUCUCGCGAGCUGAGCGCCGUGGUAGAUAGUGACCAGGACAUUGGCUGCUUCUACGGGCUGCGGAACAAACUGAUUAUACGUGACACGCAAGAUCAACGGCAUCGGUCUGUGGUUGUGCCGUUUGGAAAAGUCAUAGCAGUCAAGAAAAAGCACAAUUCAAUCGUCCAUAUCGAACCCUUGUCAGAAUCGCCGCGUAUUGGAUAUUUCCGGUAUUCGCUGGACCGAUACUUGCACGUUCUUCGUGGGCCUCCAGACAUGCAGGCCACUCUUUACCAGGCUUAUGUUCAUGCCAUGACGGGCUUUGUGCUACCAGAUCCUGCCACGCAUCGAUCUGGAACAGCCGAGGCUCUGCGGAUCUUACGGCAGGCCCAGCUUCGGUCAACUAUGCCGUUGAGGUCAAGUUUUCUGGAAUUACUACGCUACCUGGCGAGACUGACUCCCUUGCGGGCGUAUUAUCCGGCACAUCUCGAAGUCAUGCAAUCGGCCGACUGGACCAAUGACUUAGGACAGAUGGCACAGCAUGAUGACUUUCUGGUUUUAGUAACUCAGAUCUUGGAUCAUGCGGCAGCCUUUUCUGAAUUUCACCCAUCCAGCGAUACUAAAACGACCACGGGAUUUCGCGAUGUGCGAAAUAGGGGGGCUCAACAUCUCCUCGAGAGGGCGCGGUCUCGUCAUAGUCACUUUCGCUGCUCUGAAUUCGGAGGAGCAUCUCAGACCACGGCGCCGCCACCGUCGUUACAUUAUGCGUCUCGUGACCGGGGAAGCGGAAGUGAUCGAAGCGGUCGUGUGUAUGAAGUCGCUUCUCUGGUUCGAGACUGGUCGUCGCAUGGCCUUCACUGCCCGGACCUUUACUCAACGGUGUCCGGUUGGGGCCAUGUCCAGGUCGGGCCUCUCCCUCUCAAGGACUAUACAUGUACUCAGCUUCUGCAGUUGUCGUUUCCAGAUACAUGGGGUGCAAUCUAUGAGUACUCACCGAUAUUUCCUACAGAUGAGUCCGAUAAGCUUCCUCUAGGGCGCGGCGAAAACUUCCUUGCAGGGGAGAUAAAGCUUGCACUCAGAGAAAAUUGCAAGUCAUUCGAAACGCCCGAGCGGAGGUGGCGAGAUUUGUGGGCAAAAGUUGACAGGGAAAGAACCCAAUUCUACAAGGAGAUAGACCAUGGGGUCCAAGAAUGUUUGCAGAAAGUAGAGGAUCAGUGGCCAUGCGAUGGACCGAAACUGCCUUGGGUAGCACACAUGGAUCAUUCACUUGCCUCUGCAGCGUGUGCCCGUCUCUGCACAACGUGGAACCACAAUCGCAUCUUUCUCAUCUUUCUUCGCCGAGUUCAAGAUCGGCUCAACUCCCACGGCGGAGUCGCAAGAGCUCCCUCGCAGCUGCCCUCGGAACCAUCGCACCCUGUUUCUGCAACCAGCCCUGCAUUCAGGCUUCCUUCGUUACUGGAUAGAGUACGAUCUUGUUUGCCGCCCUCAGCCCAAUCAUUGAUAGCAUCUAUCCAUAGCACACUUGAGCUUCGCAAUGUCAGCCACACUCGAAAUGAAUUGGGGGUGAGGUUACGUGAGAGCUUUGAAGCUAUGUUGCUACUGGUGGAUUUGAUACAACAAUGCGACGAUUGCUGGGCAGCAAUCAAGGAGACACUGUCAACCACCAAAAACCUCUCAGUCACACCCUUCACGAUGACUUCGCUUCUGGUAAUGAAGCACUGGAAGUCGGUGCCACACAUUGCCUCGCUUCAGCGAUGUGAACGAAUGUUGGUAUGCUGGGAUCAAGCUGAGGUGUCCCGAUCACAUCCUGAAUGGCUACUAUUCGAACUCGAAAACCACAUAACAAUCCGAGGCCAACAAGCGGACAUUGCCCAGCGCCUGAUCCAACCUGAUCCUCCGGGAAACGCGGUCAUACAGCUCAACAUGGGAGAAGGGAAAACCACGGUCAUCACACCAAUGGCUGCGCUGUGUCUGGCAGAUGGCUCAGAAAUCCCUCGUAUCAUCAGCUGGAACCUGCUAACGCAGCAGUUGGGUGGAAUCUUGGGUCGACCAACGUCUAUCCACAAGGGAAUGAUCCGAAAUCUGAGAACCAUUUACGAUGAGUGCAAACAGUCUCGGGGCAUUCUACUCACCCUGUCAGAGCACAUUUUGUCGUUUCGUCUGGUGGGCUUAGAUCUACUUGAGGGAUUUAUCCAGCAGACCUGCCGUAACAUCAUCGACGAGAGUGAUGAGAUUCUGGAUCCGAAGUUCCAACUGCAGUGCCUUUACGGCAGUAGCGACAGGUGGCAGAUGGCCCAGAGCUUACUCACACUGGUCGAGGACCAGGCGAGCGAACUGCACUCUCAAACUCCGACCUUUUUAGACCUGGAGCGGUGCGGUGUCCGCUACCCGAUAGCUCAUUUUCUAAAACCGGGGACUGUCGAGAUUACCCUGUUUGAAGAUGGCCUUCCUGGCCUUUCUCUUCACUGUUGGCCGCAAGAUAUCUACGAGAGCGCAUGCAGGACUCUCCGAGGCGCAUUUGGGGAAGGUGUGAUCAUGAACAGGUUGCUUUUCGCUUUAUCGGCGAAACGCUGGAACGUUGAUUACGGUCUUCACCCCUCGAGAGCCAAGGGAUUUGGGCAUCCAGAUGUGGCCGUGACUUUGACGUGUCUGAGCUAUUAUUACUCUGGUCUCUCCAUGGAACAAGAAAACGACCCUGGCGCUGAGUACUUGAAGUGGAUAGCCCGUGACAAGUCAGCCCUGCCCGAGGGUUUACGUUCGCUUACGGGGAUCCUCUACCCGCAUGUCCAGUAUCAGAAAGCAAUCCUUGACUUCUACUUGUCUCGGGAGUUCCCAUUCAAACUCAGCACUUCAGCGUGGGAUUUGCCCUCCAGGCCCCAUCAACCACUAACCACAGGGUUCAGUAGAACAAAUAAAAAUCAAACACUGCUCCCCGCCUCAGCCCCUCAGCGUGAUCUGCCGAAUCUGCUACACACCAAUGCCAUGAAUCGGGAGUGCAUUCAAGCGCAAUCCCAGCAUGGCCAGCAUAACCAGAAGCAGCCAAUCCGCGUUGUUAUUGACCUCACCAACGAAAGCGUCGCCAAGCAAUGGCUUUCACAAACCUCAACAGAUGAUGCGGAUGCAGCGAUCUACUUUGAUGACAAUGACGAAUCAGUUGUCAUUGACCGGGAGGGGCACGUCGAGAGGCUUCUGAUGGAGCGGUGCCUGCUUCCAUCGAAUUACCGAGCUGCUGUCACUUUGGGUCCACGGUUGACCAAUGCCCGACUGGUACAAGCAUGUAACCGGAUGCGCAAAUUGGGGAAUGGACAGUCGGUGGUGUUCAUCAUACCCCCGGAGGUCAGUCAUACUGUAGGCGCAGCAGGAAACUCAGUCAAGUCGGUGGAUGUGAUCCAAUGGGCCCUCAACCAGACAGCUGAUGCAUUGGAUACUCUGGGUCCCUUGUGGGCUUCACAAGGUCUACAAUAUCAUGCGCGCGUCUCCGCUUGGGACAGACUUUCAUCGGAAGGCCGGACGUUGCACGAAAUGAUUCAGGUCAUUCAAGAGCCCGAGGCCCAAAGUCUGUCGGAACUAUACGCUUCUUGGUGCACACCAAGACACAAUAGUCUGGUAGACUAUCUUGAUAAAUCUGACCCUAUGGUCCAGAGCCUACUGUUGCGCGUCAGCGAGGACCAACGGAAAGCCCUGCUACAUGAGGAGCAGGAACGAGAGAUUGGCCAUGAGGUUCAACGAGAACAGCAGGUCUUUCGUCCUCCCAAAGUACCACCCGCGUGUCAUUAUGUCCAUCCCGACAUACGGUACUUCGUCACCCAUGGAGCCUUCCCCAGCGGUCGUAUGUCCGAGGUCGAGCCCGCAUUCCGCAUCUUCCACCAUACUUCAGCCGGACGGUUCAAGUUUCCUGAAGGUUUAUGCCCAUUACUCUAUGCAACCAAGGAUCAUAUUCGUACCGUCACACACGUCGCCAACAACGUUGAUGAGAAUUUCCUCAAACCUGCGCACUGGAUUCUGUCAAAUGCACACAACUCGAACUUGCUCAUCUUGAGUCAGUAUGAAGCAAAUGAGCUUUUGGACGACAUCCGUCGUUCUUGGAAGACAAAAUUACACCUCUACGCCCCCCGGCGGUCGAAGACAAUGCGAGCCUUUGAAGGACUGGACCUUCUUACCAUAGGUGCCCGGUUUGUCAGCCAUCGAAGCCAUACGGAUACAUUACAAGAUUUGGCAUUUUUCGCCGGAAAUUUGUAUUUCGAGUCCUACCUGGCAUACAAAACGUUCCGUGCUUUCUUGGGGCUAGUGACCGAACGGUCUCGGAAUGUGCCAGCUAAGGAAGUGAGUGUUGAGGGCUUUGUCACCCCGCAAGCAAGAACGGAAUGGCCGGUUGGAUCGCCGUUUACGUCCACGCCUUUGCCUUUCUUGGGCGCCGUGCUGAAUAUUCGAAGCAAGGGGCAUGGGUAUCUUCAGACGCAUGUUGGGACAAUACUGGAAGCCGUUCCGCUUGGGCCAUCUUCUUUCGAAAACUCGCAUGUUGACAGUGGUUCACAGCCUAAAGUCUCUGUAUCCUGGCUCCGAACAUCCUGCAACAUUGCUUGAACCAGGACCUAUCCCAUUGCUGUUCCUGCCCUAGUCAUGAUUGAAGGCGAGUCGCUUAGCUGAAUGGCAGUGAAGAGGCAGAAGUGGGGGUGUGAUUGUUCCAAC